Messenger RNA from Corythoichthys intestinalis (scribbled pipefish), 3990 nucleotides. Its product is annotated as sperm-associated antigen 1-like. The coding region runs from base 177 to 3008 and encodes 943 amino acids. The transcript has 18 exons. Lineage: Eukaryota; Metazoa; Chordata; Actinopteri; Syngnathiformes; Syngnathidae. Gene Ontology annotation, molecular function: protein binding. Gene Ontology annotation, biological process: axonemal dynein complex assembly. Gene Ontology annotation, cellular component: cytosol. The record is from RefSeq and is a predicted model, not a curated record.
UGUAACGCCAUUUCGGGGUCUAAGUUUGGUGCUUCACAACAAGGACUGAGAGAAAGAACGAGUCUUUAGAGUUGGUCCUUUGUGUUUACUCUGAGAGACGUAUCUUUAGACAAUAAAGGGGUUAAUAAGAUUUUUUUUUUCCCCAAAAGUUGGGCUUAUUCCGGUGGUUUAUAGCAAUGAGUUCAGCAUCCUAUUUUCAAAGUCAUUUCAGUUCUUCUGAUUGUGGGUCGACAAAGAUCCCAGUGGAGCACUUGGAUUAUGAUUACAUUGAAAAAUGCAAGGAUUCCAAGUAUUUGGAGAAAAUCCUGUUACUUCUCAGGUCUGGCAAGGAAGGAAUCUAUCCCCAUUUGAUCAAUUUCUGCGAGAAUCGACUGGAGAAACUGAACCCUCACAGCCGAGCUCUAAGGAAGGAAAUUCCUGUGGCCACAUCUGCUAGCCUUCCAGCAGAUGAGUGGAGCAACAUUGAAGAUGAUUUGAGGAACUGGCAAAAUGAAACCAAAAUGACAGAGACUUCCCUAAAAAGACAGCUCAUUAUGGAGGAUGUUGUGGAUCAAAACAUGCCACCAGUAAGAGGGUCCAACUGCUCUGUUCCACUUAGCUGGAAUUCAGAUCGUCAACAAAAGCGUAUCCAGCCAAGAGAUUAUCGAGAAUGGGACAAGUUUGAUGUGGAGAAAGAAUGUCAGAAAAUUGAUGGGGAUGUUAGUAGAAAUGACAAGCCUGCCAUUAAAAGUUCAAAUCUCAAGACAAAACUAGACUCUUCAGAUGACUGUAUUUUAACAAUACAUCCAGCACUGACAACAGAGGUGAGACAACGUCUAGCAGAGCGUGAAAAAGACAAAGGAAAUGAUGCUUUCAGAGCAAAUGAUUAUGAGGAGGCAAUUGCAUACUACUCCAGGAGCAUAUCCAUAAUGCCCACAGUGGUUGCAUACAAUAACAGAGCUCAGGCAGAGAUCAAGCUCAAGCAAUGGCAAAGGGCCAUGGAUGACUGCCUCAGCGUAUUGGAGCUAGAACCCUGCAACGUAAAAGCUUUGCUACGGCGGGCCUCUGUACACAGUGAAUUGGGGGACUUCGAAAAGGCUGUUGAAGACCUUACACUGGUGAUGAGGCAAGAGCCACAGAAUGUUACAGCCACUCAACUUCUGUCUGAAACUACAAAGAAGAUGACAGAAGCGCGACAGGGAAAAGCGAAAAAAGGGAGAAAAAUCAUCAUCCAUGAGGAGGAGGAGGAUAAUUUCGAACAGCCUGCACCGGAUCAAACUGAUUGUCCGGUAGAACCCAGCCAGCCUGUGGGAGGGGACUGGUACUCAUCAGCUCCUGCGGACAGGGGAGACAUGGGUAACGCGCAAAAGCGGCCCCACGGUAAAGGGGACGGAGCCCCGCACAACGAGUCCUCUAAUUCCCAUCAUGGACACUGGAGGGGCAAAGGUGGCACCUCAGACAAGUACAAACUCCCGCAAGAACCCAAGGAAAAGGUCGCCAACGGAAUAGCCAAGAGGGGCUCAACAGUUUCAGCUCAGGCUGAUCAAGUUAGUAGCAGCAGCAAGGAGACUCCACCAGGUACAAAUAUUGGAGAACCUGUCAAUCUUGAUGCACCGUGUGGAGCUCUCCCGUUGUCGCUAUCCCGCUUAAAGAAUGAAGGAAACCUGCUGUUUAAGAAUGGACAGUUUGGUGAUGCACUGGAAAAAUACUCCCAAGCCAUUCAAGGAUACAGUGAUGCAGGUAUUGAUAGUCCAGAUGAUCUGUGUAUUUUGUACUCUAACAGAGCAGCUUGCUACCUGAAAGAUGGCAACAGUCAAGACUGCAUACAGGACUGCACACAAGCCCUGGAGCUACAGCCGUUCUGCCUCAAGCCCCUCCUUCGCCGGGCCAUGGCUUAUGAGUCUCUGGAGCGCUACCGCAAGGCCUACGUGGAUUACAAGACUGUUCUGCAGAUAGAUGUCAGCGUGCAGGCAGCACACGACAGUGUGAAUAGGAUCACCCGCUUGCUGAUUGAGCAGGAUGGUGCAGACUGGAGAGAGAAACUCCCAGAUAUCCCUUUGGUUCCUCUUUCGGCCCAACAGCACCGUAGAGAGGAGCCACCCAGCACCGAGGUUCUCCAAGCUCGAGCCGAGAAAGCUGCCAAGGAUGCAGAAAGGAAAGCAGAAGCUCGUUUUGCGGAUUUCAAGCAAGAUGGAAACGAGUUUGUGAAAAAGGGCCAAUAUCAGGAUGCACUUGGAAAGUAUUCGGACUGCCUUAAGAUAAAGCCCGAUGAAUGUGCUAUCUACACUAACAGAGCCCUAUGCUAUUUGAAGCUGGAGAGGUUUUCCGAGGCAAAGCAAGACUGUGACGCAGCACUCAAACUGGAGCCUGGCAAUAAGAAGGCCUUUUACAGACGAGCCUUAGCCAAUAAAGGACUUAAGGAUUACCUAGCAUGCAGCACAGACCUCCAGGAGGUGCUGCAGCAGGAUCCCAAUGUGCAGGAGGCAGAGAAGGAGUUGGAGGAGGUCACAAUUCUGCUCAAGCAAAGUCUCGCCACUGAAUCACCUGCUAAAUCCAGGAAGAUCAUCCCCGUUACAGAGGUGGAAGGUGAUCAGAAAACACCAACGGUUGCAAAGUCUGACAGCUGUUUGAAAGAGGAGUUGGGUAACAACUUCCAACCAAACAAUGCAUACGAGUUCGGCCAAGCUUUAAACAACGCCUGCAGCAGCGGCAACAUGGCGGCUUGCGCCGAUAUGUUGGCGUCGACAGCUCCCGAGCUGUUGCCGCAGUUUUUGAGCACUCAACUCAACGGGCAGACUAUCAGCUUCAUUGUGAAAGUGCUGGACACGCACCUGCUGGAGAAAGACCCCAACCUCGUUUACAAACACCUUUGUCAUCUUCAUAAUGCUGACAGGUUCUCGGUGGUUCUGAUGCUGUUAGAGAAAGAUGACCGUCGCCACGUGAGCCAACUGUUUGAGCACCUGUCAUCUGUUGAGAGCACUGAGUUCACCAAGAAUGAUGUUCAGAACCUGGCCAACAAAUACAUCUGACUAGUCAGCAUCUUCCCUGCCCAGCCCGUACCGCAUGAGCUGCUGCUGCUGCUGCUGCUGCUGCAUCAUCACAACUCUCAGAUCUAUGCAAAACUUCCAAAAAAAAAUGCGGGUUGCUGAAGAAUGUGUCACAAAGUAAACACAUUCACAGUUGUGUGCUGGGAAUGGGAUGAAAUUGUACAGUAUGUUUAAAGUGAGUGUAUAAGGAAUAUAUAUUUUCUUUGAAGACAAUUUUGCUAUGGAAAAUUACUUUUGUAUCACCAUGUAUAAUCAUUUAUGCAGAAAGGGCACAGUACUAUGGACCUUGAGUGUACUGGUCAUUUUGGCCAAAGAUGAGCCAAAUGUUCUCAUUUUAGUACAGCCGCCCAGCACUUGUGGUCCUUGCACUUUCAGUCCUUACACAUCGGAAUGUUGAUGAAUGAGCUGCUGUUUAAGCUGCUGAAACUCAGUGCAUGAUGACUUUCAUUUCAGGGAUUUUUGAGCUAUUUAAAAGUUUCCUUGCUUUGGGGGAAAUAAUCACAAAGUUCAACAACUGUAUAAUUUAUUGAAGACAUAGAGUGGCAUGACAUCUUAGAACUGUUUAGCGCAGUAAAGGGCAACAGUAUCUACGUAUUGACUUGGUGAAAAUACAACUUGAAACUUAGAAUUGCCUUUACUUUGGUGGUCUUUUUUUUUCCCCCUACGUGGCAUUUAGUACACUGCAAAGACACACCUCCUUAAAACUACCGUAAUUUUCGACUUUUUUCCCUCAGAAUCCUGCGGUUCAUGGUCCAUCGCGGCUUAUUUGUCGAUUUAUAUGGGUUAAUAGGUAACACUUUAUUUGACAGCAGCGUCAUAACUAUGACAUAACACUGUCACGGGCAUUACGGAAUACUUAUGACAGAUGUCAUUAGGUGUCAUCCAGCAAAUUAUGGCACUAACUCCAUUUAUGUCCAGCUCGGAUAUUUUACAACCAUUCAAAAGUGAUAUAAUUUGCCGGAUG